Dama dama (fallow deer) is the source of this 8154-nucleotide messenger RNA. RefSeq names its product EMAP like 6 (gene EML6). Lineage: Eukaryota; Metazoa; Chordata; Mammalia; Artiodactyla; Cervidae. The record is from RefSeq and is a predicted model, not a curated record. Gene Ontology annotation, molecular function: microtubule binding. The coding region runs from base 1 to 5877 and encodes 1958 amino acids. The transcript is spliced from 41 exons.
AUGGCGGAUCGGACAGCUCCCAGCUGCCAGCUCCGGCUGGAGUGGGUGUACGGGUACCGGGGUCACCAGUGCCGCAACAACCUGUACUACACCGCCGGCAAGGAGGUGGUCUACUUUGUGGCUGGGGUCGGGGUGGUUUACAACACCCGCGAGCACAGCCAAAAAUUCUUCCUGGGACACAACGACGACAUUAUCAGCCUUGCCUUACAUCCAGAUAAAACUCUCGUUGCGACUGGCCAAGUUGGGAAGGAGCCAUAUAUAUGUAUAUGGGAUUCCUAUAAUGUCCAAACUGUGUCUAUUCUUAAAGAUGUCCACACACAUGGAGUCGCCUGCCUGACUUUUGACUCAGAUGGACAGCGUUUAGCCUCUGUGGGAUUGGAUGCCAAAAACACAGUCUGCAUUUGGGACUGGAGAAAGGGAAAACUUCUGGCCUCAGCCACUGGCCACUCUGACCGGAUUUUUGAUAUUUCCUGGGAUCCAUAUCAGCCAAACAGAGUGGUUAGCUGUGGAGUGAAACAUAUAAAGUUUUGGACGCUCUGUGGAAAUGCCCUUACUGCAAAAAGAGGAAUAUUUGGCAAAACUGGGGAUCUUCAGACCAUCCUUUGCCUUGCGUGUGCCAAAGAAGACAUCACCUACUCUGGUGCUUUAAACGGCGACAUCUAUGUCUGGAAAGGGCUCAAUUUAGUCCGCACCAUUCAAGGAGCGCAUAGUGCUGGAAUCUUCAGCAUGUAUGCUUGUGAAGAAGGCUUUGCUACUGGUGGACGAGAUGGGUGUAUACGAUUAUGGGAUACUGAUUUCAAACCAAUAACCAAAAUUGAUCUCAGGGAGACAGAACAAGGAUAUAAAGGCCUCUCUAUCCGGAGUGUAUGCUGGAAAGCAGACCGCCUCCUAGCAGGGACCCAGGACAGUGAGAUAUUUGAAGUAAUCGUGCGAGAACGGGACAAACCAAUGCUGAUCCUGCAGGGUCACUGUGAGGGGGAGCUCUGGGCUCUGGCCCUGCACCCCAAGAAGCCACUGGCCGUGACGGGCAGUGACGACCGCUCCGUCAGGCUGUGGAGCCUGGCUGACCAUGCCUUGAUUGCCCGCUGUAACAUGGAGGAAGCAGUUCGCAGUGUUGCUUUCAGCCCUGAUGGAUCUCAAUUGGCCCUGGGCAUGAAGGACGGAUCUUUCAUUGUUCUCCGAGUCAGGGAUAUGACAGAAGUGGUUCAUAUCAAAGAUCGAAAAGAAGUCAUUCACGAAAUGAAAUUUUCUCCAGAUGGUUCUUAUCUGGCAGUGGGAUCCAAUGAUGGCCUGGUAGAUGUCUACGCUGUCGCCCAGAGGUAUAAGAAAAUUGGAGAAUGCAACAAGUCUGUCAGUUUCAUCACACACAUUGACUGGUCUUUGGAUAGUAAAUACUUGCAAACUAAUGAUGGUGCUGGAGAACGGCUAUUCUACAAAAUGCCAUCUGGGAAGUCUUUAACGAGUAAAGAAGAAAUCAAAGGGAUUCCCUGGGCCUCCUGGACAUGUGUGAAAGGCCCAGAAGUGAGUGGAAUUUGGCCAAAAUACACUGAUGUCACUGACAUCAACUCAGUGGAUGCAAAUUACAACAGUUCAGUGUUGGUGUCUGGAGAUGAUUUUGGACUGGUUAAAUUGUUUAAAUUUCCUUGUCUCAAAAAAGGAGCCAAAUUUAGAAAGUAUGUGGGCCAUUCUGCACAUGUCACAAACGUCCGCUGGUCACAUGACUUUCAGUGGGUAUUAAGCACAGGAGGGGCUGACCACUCGGUUUUCCAGUGGAGAUUUAUUCCAGAAGGUGUCAGCAAUGGCCUGCUGGAAACCGCACCCCAGGACGGUGGCACUGAUUCCUACAGUGAAGAAUCUGAUUCAGAUUUAUCUGAUGUGCCGGAGUUGGACUCUGAUAUUGAACAAGAAACUCAAAUCAAUUAUGAUCGUCAGGUUUACAAAGAAGAUCUACCUCAGCUAAAGCAACAAAGUAAAGAGAAAAACCAUGCAGUACCCUUCCUCAAACGAGAAAAGGCUCCUGAGGACAGCCUGAAACUCCAGUUCAUACAUGGUUACAGAGGCUACGAUUGUAGAAACAAUCUGUUCUACACACAAGCUGGAGAAGUGGUCUAUCACAUUGCUGCAGUUGCUGUCGUGUACAAUAGGCAGCAACACUCGCAGAGACUGUACCUGGGACACGACGAUGACAUUCUCAGCCUGACCAUUCAUCCAGUGAAGGACUACGUGGCCACUGGGCAGGUUGGAAGAGAUGCAGCUAUUCAUGUCUGGGACACGCAGACUCUAAAAUGUUUGUCACUGUUGAAAGGACAGCAUCAGAGAGGAGUGUGUGCCCUUGAUUUCUCAGCUGAUGGAAAAUGUCUGGUGUCGGUUGGUUUAGACGAUUUUCACUGUAUUGUGUUUUGGGACUGGAAAAAGGGAGAAAAGAUAGCUACCACCAGAGGACAUAAAGAUAAGAUAUUUGUGGUCAAGUGUAAUCCACACCAUGUUGACAAGCUGGUAACAGUUGGGAUCAAGCACAUCAGAUUCUGGCAACAAGCAGGUGGGGGCUUCACCUCUAAGAGAGGAAUUUUUGGAAGUGUUGGAAAAUUGGAAACAAUGAUGUGUGUUUCUUAUGGGCGAAUGGAAGAUCUGGUGUUCUCUGGAGCAGCUACUGGAGAUAUUUUUAUUUGGAAAGAUAUUCUUCUACUGAAGACAGUGAAAGCUCAUGACGGGCCUGUGUUUGCUAUGUAUGCAUUGGAUAAGGGUUUUGUAACAGGUGGAAAGGAUGGAAUUGUGGAGCUCUGGGAUGAUAUGUUUGAAAGAUGCUUGAAGACUUACGCCAUUAAAAGAGCAGCCUUGUCAACUAGCUCAAAAGGCUUGCUUUUGGAAGAUAAUCCUUCAAUCCGUGCCAUCACUUUGGGACAUGGACAUAUCCUGGUGGGAACAAAAAAUGGAGAGAUCCUGGAAAUUGAUAAAAGCGGCCCAAUGACACUGCUUGUUCAGGGGCACAUGGAAGGAGAAGUGUGGGGCCUGGCAGCUCACCCGCUCCUGCCCAUCUGCGCAACAGUGAGCGAUGAUAAAACCCUCCGGAUUUGGGAGUUAUCCUCCCAACACCGUAUGCUGGCAGUGAGGAAACUCAAAAAAGGUGGAAGAUGCUGUGCCUUCUCCCCAGAUGGGAAAGCCUUAGCAGUCGGCUUGAAUGAUGGAAGUUUCCUGGUUGUAAAUGCUGACACUGUAGAAGACAUGGUCUCCUUCCAUCACAGAAAAGAAAUGAUCUCUGAUAUUAAAUUUUCAAAAGAUACAGGAAAAUACCUUGCCGUGGCAUCCCAUGAUAACUUUGUGGAUAUUUACAACGUCCUGACAAGCAAAAGGGUUGGCAUCUGUAAAGGUGCUUCUAGUUAUAUUACACACAUUGACUGGGACUCUAGAGGAAAAUUACUGCAGGUUAAUUCAGGUGCCAAAGAACAACUCUUCUUUGAAGCUCCAAGAGGCAAACGGCAUAUAAUAAGACCUUCCGAGAUUGAGAAGAUAGAAUGGGACACGUGGACCUGUGUGCUGGGGCCCACCUGUGAGGGCAUCUGGCCAGUGCAUAGCGACGUGACUGAUGUAAAUGCUGCCAGCCUCACCAAAGACUGUUCCCUCUUAGCCACAGGAGAUGACUUUGGUUUCAUUAAACUUUUCUCAUAUCCUGUCAAGGGCCAGCAUGCGAGGUUUAAGAAGUACGUGGGGCACAGCGCCCACGUCACCAACGUGAGGUGGCUGCACAACGACUCUGUGCUGCUCACCGUGGGCGGCGCUGACACGGCCCUGAUGAUCUGGACGCGGGAGUUUGUGGGGACCCAGGAGAGCAAGUUGGUGGACAGUGAGGAGUCAGACACCGAUGCAGAGGAGGAUGGAGGCUAUGACAGUGACGUCGCUAGAGAAAAGGCUAUUGAUUACACCACCAAGAUCUAUGCUGUGAGCAUCAGGGAAAUGGAAGGCACCAAACCACACCAGCAAAUGAAAGAAGUUUCGGUGGAAGAAAGACCACCCGUUAGCAGAGCGGCUCCCCAGCCCGAAAAGCUCCAGAAGAACAACAUCACCAAAAAAAAGAAACUGGUUGAGGAGCUGGCUCUCGACCACGUGUUUGGCUACAGAGGCUUUGACUGUCGCAAUAACCUGCAUUACCUGAAUGACGGUGCCGACAUCAUCUUCCACACAGCCGCGGCCGGCAUCGUUCAGAACCUCUCCACAGGGAGCCAGAGCUUCUACCUGGAGCACACGGACGACAUCCUCUGCCUGACAGUGAACCAGCACCCCAAGUACAGGAAUGUGGUGGCCACCAGCCAGAUAGGGACGACACCUUCCAUCCACGUGUGGGACGCCAUGACCAAGCACACCGUGUCCAUGCUGCGGUGCUUCCACUCGAAGGGCGUGAACUACAUCAACUUCAGCGCCACCGGGAAGCUGCUGGUGUCGGUGGGCGUGGACCCCGAGCACACCAUCACCGUCUGGCGCUGGCAGGAAGGUGCCAAGGUUGCCAGCCGAGGGGGCCACCUGGAGCGCAUAUUCGUGGUGGAAUUUCGCCCUGACUCAGACACACAGUUUGUGUCGGUUGGGGUCAAACACAUGAAGUUCUGGACCCUGGCAGGCAGCGCCCUGCUUUACAAGAAAGGGGUCAUUGGGUCUAUGGAGGCUGCCAAGAUGCAGACGAUGUUGUCCGUGGCCUUCGGUGCUAACAACCUCACUUUCACGGGUGCCAUCAACGGCGAUGUCUACGUGUGGAAGGACCACUUCCUCGUCCGGCUGGUGGCCAAGGCUCACACAGGCCCCGUCUUCACCAUGUACACGACCCUUCGGGAUGGGCUCAUCGUGACCGGCGGGAAAGAGCGGCCGACCAAAGAAGGAGGUGCUGUGAAACUGUGGGACCAGGAGAUGAAGCGCUGCCGGGCCUUCCAGCUGGAGACGGGGCAGCUGGUGGAGUGCGUGCGCUCCGUGUGCCGCGGCAAAGGAAAAAUUUUAGUGGGAACUAAGGAUGGAGAAAUCAUUGAAGUUGGUGAAAAAAACGCUGCUUCCAACAUCUUGAUUGAUGGACACAUGGAAGGGGAGAUCUGGGGCCUGGCCACACACCCAUCCAAGGACAUCUUCAUCUCCGCCAGCAAUGACGGCACAGCCCGCAUCUGGGACCUGGCUGACAAGAAGCUGCUAAACAAGGUGAGCCUGGGCCACGCGGCCCGGUGUGCGGCCUACAGCCCGGACGGGGAGAUGGUGGCCAUUGGCAUGAAGAAUGGAGAGUUUGUUGUCUUGUUGGUGAACAGCCUGAAAGUUUGGGGGAAGAAAAGAGACCGGAAAUCUGCUAUCCAAGAUAUCAGAAUCAGCCCAGACAGCAGAUUCUUAGCAGUUGGUUCUUCUGAACACACAGUUGACUUCUAUGACCUCACUCAGGGCACAAGUUUGAACCGCAUCGGCUACUGCAAAGAUAUCCCCAGCUUCGUCAUUCAGAUGGAUUUUUCUGCAGAUGGCAAGUAUAUCCAGGUUUCCACAGGAGCCUACAAGCGCCAGGUACAUGAAGUUCCCCUGGGGAAGCAGGUCACCGAAGCUGUGGUCAUUGAGAAGAUCACCUGGGCCUCCUGGACAAGCAUUCUGGGAGACGAAGUCAUUGGCAUCUGGCCGCGAAAUGCAGACAAGGCUGAUGUCAACUGUGCCUGUGUGACCCAUGCAGGCCUGAACAUCGCCACGGGAGACGACUUUGGGCUGGUGAAGCUCUUUGAUUUUCCGUGCACAGAGAAAUUUGCCAAACAUAAGCGUUACUUCGGUCACUCAGCUCAUGUGACGAACAUCCGUUUCUCUCAUGACGACAAGUAUGUAGUCAGCACUGGAGGAGACGACUGCAGUGUAUUUGUGUGGCGAUGCCUGUAAAUGCCAGAAUCUGCUUUCCUGCUGCCGCCACGGCUGGCAACCACAGAGGCCGUGAUGAGGUACCUCCUGGCUGCCAGGUGCUGGGAAAGGUCUACACCGCAAGCUACAUGAGCUCCAAGUGCUGGUGAGAUGUGACUGCUUCCAUCACCUGGAGCUUCCAAAACUGGGAUGUCAAGAAGGAAGGUCAGUGCUGACGUGUUAAGACUGCUUGCCUCUCUUCCUGAGACUACAAACUACACGUACUCACUACACUGACAAAGAAAUCCUAUCUGAUAAUGUAGCCCACUGACAAAAUUUAAAGCCUCAGUUACCCUAACCAAUAUGUAGCUUUUAAUUUGCAUCAAAACUUUUACAAAAGAUGUUUUGCUAUUAUGUUUCUAUAUACUUUAAAAAUGUUCAUUUUUACAAAUAAGGAAGUUGAACAGGACAGCUUAAGUUAGUUUCACUGAAAUACUAGAAAUACUGAUAGCCUCUGUUCUCCACAUUUAGCUUUCGAAACCAAAUGAGCCAUGUAUAAACAAGUUGAGAAACUUAAUUUUUUUAAUGUUUCAUUUGCAGAGUUUUAUAUCCAUUAAGUGCCUUUGAAAGCUUCCAGUUGUGUGGGCUGCUAAUCUCACCUCCCACAAAUUAUCUCCUUUCUACAUAUGGUGCUAAAACUUCAAAACUGAGGAGGGCUACAGGAUCCUAGCAGAUUCCUGGUCACCCAUGUCAUGUGUUUAGGUCAAGGCUUCCCAAAGGAAAGACAUUAGUUAUGUGCUUGGGAAACAGUGGCUAUUUGAAGUUGAGCAGCAAAGAAACUUAAGUUCAGGUGUUGGAAGAUGGGUGGGUAGAGUAGGUUUCAUUAUACUGAGUGCCAAACCCACAACAUCCAAAACAUUUCAAAUAAAACAAACCUCUACUACAAAAUAGAAGGGAAAACAAAAAAGCGCAAGUAGGUCCAGGAAGAUGAGCUGAUUUUUCCUACUGAACCUAAAACGGUAACAGAGGAGGUGCCCGGAGGCUGCGCUGGGAGGGCCACUCCCAGAGUGGGGUGGACUUGACUCCAGUGAUGUGCUUCAGGUGAACCACACAGGUCAGGUCUGGAUUCAGAAAAUCUCUGCAGAACAAAUUCCUAAGCCCAAAGCAGUAUUUGAUAACUCAAGAUUAUAGAACAAAAUAAUCUAGCUCAGAGUUUGGCUGGAUGACAGAAAGUGACUUGGCCAACAAAAUCAGAAGCACCCUGGACCACCUCCCAUCAUACUUGACACUUGCUAACCACUGACAAAAGAGGGGCUGAUGAUGGCACGUACUGGGAAGGCAGGUUGGUGACAGACUGGGACUCUGAGCACAUAGAUUAUACCAAUUAGACCUUCUAGUCUGAACUAAAAUUCUGGAUCUUGAGUUACUGGCUAUUUUCAAUUGUCAGUUUAGAGGAAUGGUGAAAUGAAGCAUUUUCAAUUAAAUAGAUUAACAUUUACCACAGAAGUGCUUCAACAUUCUAAAUGGAUUAGAUCACUCAUUAAGCUAUUUUUAUACGCCAAUUUAUUAAUGCCUUACAUUAAUCCACUGAUAGGUUGUUGGGCCCACAGUUAGAGUCCCCAUGCAGCCCUAAUUCUGUUUUCUGUAUCCAUGUGACUGGUGACGCUGAGUGAUAACCAUGUCUGCCUAUAUUGUACACUGACCUUUCAUACUGAUUGAAUCUUGCAUUGAAAUAACUAUGUGAAGAACAAGUUCAUCAAUGAUGAUAUAUGUACACACUAUAUUUAAAGAGCAAUAGUGUCUGUGUCAAGAAAAGUUCUUAAAUCUGAUUUGUAAACAUUUAUAUGGUUUGAUUUUAUGUAUGUUCAUAAAUCCUGCACUGUAUUCCAUAUGUUAAAAUAUUGGUGCAUGAAUUUAUUUUCAAUUAAAGUAUAAAAACACAUAAUUUAAAAACAUUUUGGUAUCUGUCAAAUAGAUUUAUGUAGAUGUGUUCUUGUUUUCAAAGUAAACAUGGCUACACUGAGCUUAAAGCCUUUCUGGAAGUCACACACUGGUGGAGGCGAAGUCUACCCUUUGUGUCUGAUACCUUCGUUCUACAGCAGGUUCAUGAAACCAAAAUACGAAACAGCGUUUAAGUCUAUAAGCUUUAUUGAUACUUUGCUUUUACAGUUCACAAUGCAUUCCACAGAUUUAGUUCAAUACAGCUUAAACCACAAUUGUAUAAAUCGUCAUUUAUAAUUUCUUACAUAACAAUGUUUGAUAUUUGCAAACAUUUUUGGAAGCAUUAGAUUCAGUCCAGAGUCUGUGAUAAAAUUAACU